AUGUUGAGAAAAUUUUUAAUUCAAGGGUAUCGCUUCACUACAUCACCAACUCCUAAAAUUUCAAUUCCUUAUGCAAUAAAAAGAUCACCAACUGAAUUGCUGGAAGCUUUAAACUCAACUGUUGGUACAGAUAAAACUGCACCACAUUAUUCAUUCAUCGAUGAUCCUUUAUGCAUACCAUCAACAGAUGAUCAAAAAAAUUCUUAUUUUGUAGCAAGGGAACUCGGUAAGAGGACGGCACGCAUAUUAGCAAAAGAAUGGCCAACAUUAUUUAUGUAUGAUAUUGAUGAACCAAGACUACCAAUUUUUAGACCAAAAAAUUCUCCAGAUAUUAAGAUGUUAGAAGGUACCGAAACAGAAUUAAUUGAACUAAUAGAGGCACAAAAAGUUAAAAUAGCUGUGGAAUGUUAUGAAAAAAUAAGAGCUAAUGGUAUAGAUAUUAGUGAAAAAGUUCAAAUGGAUUUAUUUAAAUUAGUUGUUUAUUGCAAUGAAAAUGACCUUUUUGAUGAUGAAGCAGAAGAUCUUCCAUGUUUAAGAAAAACGAAAAGUGAGAUUUUACCAAAGGAGUGGGUUCAACAGGGUAUAGCUGAAUUAUUAUUUGAAACAACUGAGAAAACUCCUGAAACAUAUUCUAUUAUGAUUGCUGGACUAUGUAGAUAUUCCAGUGAUUAUUCUUUAAAAAAAGCUCAUCAAUUGUAUAAUGAAAUGCUUAACAAAAAAAUGGUUCCUUAUAUAGAGGUUUUUAAUGCUUUAAUGUCAACAUCUGGAAAAGAUUAUAUAAAAUAUUUAAAAAAAAUAAAUGAAUUAAAGAUUCAACCUAAUACUGAAACAAUGAACAGUUGUAUUUUAUGUGCAAGGAAUGGUAAAUACAACGAUAGAUUUGAUUUUAUCCAAAAAUUAAUUUUGGAAUUUAAACAAUUUAAUGUUGAACCAAAUUUUGGUACAUAUAGACUUAUUUUAAAAUACCUAACACCUGGAAAUCAUGAAAAAACACCAGAAAUUGAUUCAAUCUUUGUUUCUGUACUUGAUCAAAUUUUAAAAAGAUUAGAAAAUGCUAGUGAAAUAAAAUAUGAAAAUGUUAAUGAUGCUCAAUUUUUCAUUACAGCUUUGACUAUUGCUGUUGAUAAAAAUAAUGAAGAUUUAGUUAAAAGAGUUGAAAAAAUAUAUACUGAUAGAAAAAAUAAAGUUAAAUUUAUCAGUUUUGUUGAUGAAACUUAUUUUUAUAAACAUUAUCUUCACUAUAACAUGAUAAAACUUCCAUUGGAUGAAUUUGAAAAAAUUUAUAAAGAACAUGUUCCAAGAGUUUGUGGAGUUAAUCAAAUAAUGUCAAAAUUUCUUGUUAGUCGCCUUCUUUUAGAACCAAAAUGGAGUUUUAUUAAACGUAUUAUUGAAGAUUCGAUUGUUUCAAAUAAAAUUGCGUAUUUAGAUGUUGCUAGAAAUGUUAGAAAGUUGCUACUUACCGUUGAUGAAGAUAAAUUGUCACCUAGUGAUUUAAUUAAUUUUAGAAAGCUUUUAUUGCGUUGUUUAGAUAUAUGGGCAGAUUUUAUAAAGUUUAAUGAAGAAACUAAUCAGAUUAAGGCAGGAGCAUGUGAUGGUCAAUUUGUUGAAGAAACAAAAAAAAUGUUUUCUAAGUAUAUAGAUUAG
Molecule: messenger RNA, 1644 nt
Organism: Strongyloides ratti
Lineage: Eukaryota; Metazoa; Nematoda; Chromadorea; Rhabditida; Strongyloididae
Product: Protein PTCD3 homolog, mitochondrial
Exons: 2
Coding region: 1-1644 (547 amino acids)
Biological process (GO): mitochondrial translation
Cellular component (GO): mitochondrion
Molecular function (GO): rRNA binding; protein binding; ribosomal small subunit binding
Source: RefSeq, a predicted model, not a curated record